Messenger RNA from Lampris incognitus (smalleye Pacific opah), 986 nucleotides. It is a transcript of the gene psmb4, whose product is annotated as proteasome 20S subunit beta 4. Bases 44 to 814 code for a protein of 256 amino acids. Gene Ontology annotation, cellular component: proteasome core complex. Lineage: Eukaryota; Metazoa; Chordata; Actinopteri; Lampriformes; Lampridae. The transcript is spliced from 8 exons. The record is from RefSeq and is a predicted model, not a curated record.
GAGCGGACGGCAUCGCCGACGUCACUUCCGCAAGACGCUCAACAUGGAGUCCGGCGGCUUGAAACUGAGUUUCUGGGAGAACGGACCGAAACCGGGCCAGCUGUACUCCUUCCCGGGGAACGAGCAGAGGCCGGGCUGCGGGCCCGUCAGACACACGCUUAACCCCAUGGUAACAGGGACGUCGGUGCUGGGGGUGAAGUUCACCGGCGGUGUUGUGAUCGCUGCAGACAUGUUGGGCUCCUACGGCUCUCUGGCCCGCUUCAGGAACAUCUCCCGUCUGAUGAAGGUCAACAACAACACAAUCUUGGGGGCCUCGGGUGACUACGCUGACUACCAGUACCUCAAACAGAUCAUAGAGCAGAUGGUAAUUGAUGAGGAGCUGCUGGGCGACGGUCACAGCUACAGUCCCAAAGCCGUGCACUCGUGGCUGACCAGAGUCAUGUACAACCGCCGCAGUAAGAUGAACCCGCUUUGGAACACGGUAGUCAUCGGAGGAUUUUACAAUGGAGAGAGUUUCCUUGGCUACGUGGACAAGCUGGGCGUGGCUUACGAGGCACCAACCGUGGCCACUGGCUUUGGCGCGUACCUGGCACAACCCCUAAUGAGGGAGGUGGUGGAGAAUAAGGUGGACAUCACAAAGGAGGAAGCACGGGAGCUGAUUGAGCGCUGCCUCAAAGUCCUUUACUACCGCGACGCUCGCUCCUACAACAGGCACGAGAUCGCCAUUGUAACAGCAGACGGCGUUGAGAUCAUCGGUCCCCUGUCCUCUGAGACCAACUGGGACAUUGCUCACAUGGUCAGUGGCUUUGAGUGAAGAGCGACGUGGUGAUGGAGGACUGGAAGUGAAAACCAAGCCAUGCCAUCGCUCCCAUCUUCUGCUACGUUACGUACGGCCAUGAUAGAACUCACACGUAUCCCUGUUUAGUAUAUAUCUUUUUGUUCAAUGCUACUUUUGUAAAAUGAUAAAUAAAUACAAUAAGCCUAAA